AUGAUAGAUUGAUAGACAGACAGACAAAUUGAUAGAUAGAUAAGACAGAUGGAUUGAUAGACAGAUAGAUGGAUAGAUUCUAAUUCCAACUGAUGAGAUAAAACGGAGUAAGUUCUAAAAUUCAAACCUGUUGGUUUUAACUCAGUAUCUUAAAUGACAAGACAUGUAGGUUUGUUUGACUCUGCUCAGGGAAUACCCCAAAGCUGUACAGAGGGAAGACAGACAGAUGAAGUGUUUUUGAUGCAGGCAGUGGUUUUGGGAUGAGAAGAGUCCGGAGCGCAGAGGACACGCUGCAGCCUUGUUGCCACAGCGACGGCAGACAGCUCUGCAGUGUUGGCAGGACAGAGUCGCUGAGGCACACAUGCGACACUCUCACGCCCCUGUCUGUGUGAGUGAGAAUGUGUGUGUGUGUGUGCUGGCAGGCCGUGUGUAAAGGCCUGCUCAGGAUGCCAGGUGCAGAUGGACAGCAGCCUGAAGGUCAGUCCUAACGAACCCAUGGGAUAAACUAGAUUCCCGGCUCCGACGGCAUCCGUCCCUCCACGUGUAACCUCAGGACCGGCCUGCGUCAGUCUCCGUCUCUCUAGCAGACAGCUUGCAGGACGAGAGAAUUAACGCGUCCAUCCUUCCUCACCGUUCUCUUCUGAAGGCACAGAGCAGUUGAGGACAACUUGAGGAUAGAUCUUCAGACUUAUGGCACUGACUUUUGAUGGUGAUCGCAGCAUCACGCUUUAGUGGCUUUAUGAUGGGAUUUGACAGUCAGUCUAUUGCUGGAGUUGCGGUUUGUUUUUUGGAGCUUGUGCAAACAGGAUGCAAAACGUGUUAUCUGUCAUCAACUAAUCUACGAAUAUAGUAAGGUUGAGAACUCACAAGUAUAGAAAAUGUAUCCUAAGGUGAUAACGUUAUUAUUCUAAUGAAUGUAUACUGUAUAUAGAGGUAAUAAUUCCUCAAGAAGAUAUGCAAAUGUAGGUACGAUACAUAUUUUAAGUCUAUGAAUAAGUCUGGGAGGAAGAAGACACUUAAAGGAAGAAGACUCAUUAGCUUGUCAGAGCAAGACAGGAUUUGACUAUUCUGUGAUCCAGAAAUAGGCCCUAAUCCCAUCUAUAGGCCCUUUGCAAUUGACUGCCUGAGACCUUCAAUAAGGAAGACAGAUCUCAAUUAUCCUGACAGAUCCACAAUGCCUUGCUCUCCCUUUCGAAUCAGGAGGCUGAAAAAGUUCUGGAAACAGGAUGGAGGAGAGCCCUGCAUCUCUAACACACUAGAUCCUUCACUGUUCCAGCCAUCACUGCCCCACACCGGCCCUGCGUUCCUCAAGACUACUGAUUUAUUUGAAAUGAUUGAGAAAAUGCAGAGCAACAGAAUGGACGAGCAACGAUGCACUCUUCCUCCUCCUCUCAAAACUGAGGAAGACUACAUCCCUUACCCCAGCGUCCAUGAGGUUCUCGGCAGAAAGAGUCCAUUUCCCUUGAUUCUGCUGCCCCAGUUUGGGGGUUAUUGGAUUGAAGGGACCAAUCACGAGCUGAGCAAUGGGAUUGACCCGGAGCAGCUCCUGUCUCCCACCUCACGCUUCAAACUGGAGUGCAACACCACUGCUAAGAUCUACAGGAAACAUUUUCUGGGCAAAGAACACUUUAAUUAUUAUACAGUGGACAGUGCCCUGGGCCACCUGGUGUUCUCCAUGAAAUAUGAUGUUAUCGGGGACCAAGAGCAUCUCCGUCUCAUGCUCAGAACAAAAAUGAAAACGCAUCACGACGUGAUUCCAAUAUCUUGUCUGACCGAAUUUCCCAACAUUGUCCAGAUGGCCAAGCUCGUCUGUGAAGAGGUGAACGUGGACCGAUUUUUCCCGGUGCUUUACCCAAAGGCCUCCAGGCUCAUUGUCACUUUCGACGAACACGUCAUAAGCAACAACUUCAAGUUUGGAGUCAUUUAUCAGAAGUUUGGACAGACUUCAGAGGAGGAGUUGUUUGGGAAUAACGAGGAGAGUCCUGCUUUGGUGGAGUUUUUAGAGUUUCUGGGACAGAAAAUCGAGCUCCAUGACUUCAAAGGGUUUCGUGGAGGGUUGGAUGUGACACACGGACAGACAGGCUCUGAGUCUGUGUACCACAAUUUCCACAACAAGGAGAUCAUGUUCCAUGUGUCAACUAAGCUGCCUUUCACAGAGGGUGAUACACAGCAGCUACAGAGGAAGAGGCAUAUAGGAAAUGACAUUGUGGCCAUCGUGUUUCAAGAGGAGAGCACUCCAUUUGUGCCAGACAUGAUUGCUUCCAACUUCCUUCACGCCUAUGUAGUGGUGCAAGUGGAAAAUGCCUGUUCUGACAACGUCCUCUACAAGGUUUCAGUAACAGCGCGAGAUGACGUCCCCUUCUUCGGACCACCCCUACCCAACCCAGCCAUUUUUAAGAAAGGUCCAGAGUUUCACGAUUUCUUGCUUACCAAGCUCAUCAAUGCUGAAUACGCUUGUUACAAAGCUGAAAAAUUUGCCAAAUUAGAGGAGCGCACCCGGUCUGCCCUGCUGGAGACGCUGUACGAGGAGCUGCACAUCAACAGUCAGGCCAUGAUGGGGUUGGGAGGAGAGGAGGACAAACUGGAGAAUGGAGGAGGAGGGGGAGGGGGCUUCUUUGAGUCCUUCAAGCGGGUGAUCCGCAGCAGGAGCCAGUCUCUGGACACCAUGGGCCUCAAUAUCAGGAAGUACACAGUCUCCAAUAGUCACAACGGCAGUUUCACCCACAACAACAUCAACCACCAUUCACCAGAGAGCCCCAAAACCCCUGGGAUAUCAUUGCUUGUCCCAGGCAAAAGUCCCAGUAAAUAUGGACGGCGUGGCAGUGCCAUAGGAAUAGGAACCAUAGAAGAGUCUUUGAUCAUUCCUGGAAAAAGCCCAACUAGGAAAAAGUCAGGACCCUUCAGCUCUCGGCGUAGCAGUGCUAUCGGCAUUGAGAACAUCCAGGAGGUCCAGGAGAAAAGAAUUGCCGCUCUGUUGUCAGAGGACAGGACAGUGCUCUGUCUCUCUCUACCCAGCGUCACUCUCAAGAAUGGGAGGCUCAUCGUGGAUCCCUCCAACAGUAGGGAGUGCUCACCCAGCACACAGAAGACUCCUGACAGUGGCCACGCCUCCCAGGACCCCAAGUCCGAAAACUCCUCCAAUCAGAGCUCUCCUGAGGUCCUCAUCACCAAGAACAGUUCAAGCAUUUACUGCCGGGCUCCAUCCAUUCCUGAGGCUCAUGACCUAUCCCGCUCCUCCUCUAAUGCCAGCAGCUUUGCUAGUGUGGUGGAGGAGAAUGAAACAGAGGCCACAGAGGACUAUGACACCGGCAUGGAGAGCCUGUCGUCAGCAGAUACUCCUCAUAAACGAGACUCAUUCACAUACAGCUCAUGGCUAGAGGACAACAUGAGCACUACCAGUACAACCAUUCCUGGCAGAACUCAACAACUGGAUGGUGGAAAGAACCAGGAGCAGAACCGUACAGACGUCCGUAUCAAACUUGAGCGACCGCAUGACCACAAAUCCACAUCGAACUGCUAGCCCCUCCUGAUUGACUCUUUCAUGGACAUCCAUCAACAGCAUUUCCAUUAGAAACACCUUAGAGAGACAAGGAGAGCUCUGGUUUAUGCCGUUAAAGAAGAGGACGACGACACCAGUCGGCUGCAGGAGUGACGACAUGUACAUGGCCCAGAAGCACGAUCAUGUGACCAUGCCUCCAUCAGGACACUCACUACCCUCGCAGACUUGACUAGAAACAGGAUGGAGUUGGUUUAAGCUUGUUCUUAACCCCCUCGUGAGUACAUCAGUAAAUGAAAGAGAACCUCCUCUGUAGCAGUGUCUAAUGACAUGUCUUUGUGCGGAUGAGUGGCUAAACUAGCAGCUUGUUUGCAGUCCUAACACUGUGCUAUAAUUCAAUUCUGUGAAGUUUGUCUCCUAAAGGACAUUUCACCUGCUUGCACGAUGAAAGCUUUUUCAGCCCUGUCCCAAAUGAUGGGCUGUGCUACAGGGCGCAUAGAGCAUCCUUCUGAAACCUAAAAUGACAAAUGGGACGUGCUACGGUCUCGAGGACUUGACAAACAUGCAGGCAUCAAACAUUUGCCAGUACAGUACACAUCAAAUGCACUAUUUGGGACAGGGCCAUUUCUCAUAUCCUGAUAUUGAUGUUCUUUCAUUCAGAUUUCAGGUGUAAAACCCCUUGAUCUGAUAUUUAUUGCUGCCCAUAACAGCUGUGUAAUACAUCUUUUGACAUUAUUUAAGAGUAACUCCACUCAAAAACAAGCCAAAAAGCUGUGUUGUGAAUUUCAGUUCAGUCAAAAUGUAUAGUACUUUGAGUAGGGAUGCACCGAUACUAAAAUAUAUCUGAUAUGCUCCUAAUUAUUUUCAUGUUAUGACAGAUAUUAAAUUUAUGUGCUUUUUUGUAAAGAAACAACAAAUAAAAAUAAACUUUUUAAAUGUUACUAUUGAAUUAUGGUAUCACAGCAUUGUAAUGUACAGAAUAAAUUGGGAUAUUCUUUUUGAAAUUUGUUAAAUGCAACGUUUUUAAAGAUGAAUUUUAAGUGUUACAUAACAAAGGUAAACAAAAUGUACAAAUAAAGAAAAAAGUAUGAACAGUUAUACAUCCAAUAUCAGCCAGUAGCCUACUGAUAUUUAAAAUUUCAAAUAUUAGCCAAAAACCGAUAUGGUACUGAUUCUGUAUAAUGUGGAUCCCUAGCUCUUUACAUAUAUAUAUAUAUAUAUAUAUAUAUAUAUAUACAGUACA
Megalobrama amblycephala (Wuchang bream) is the source of this 4739-nucleotide messenger RNA. It is a transcript of the gene rap1gapa, whose product is annotated as RAP1 GTPase activating protein a. Gene Ontology annotation, cellular component: cytoplasm. The record is from RefSeq and is a predicted model, not a curated record. Bases 1175 to 3520 code for a protein of 781 amino acids. Gene Ontology annotation, biological process: regulation of small GTPase mediated signal transduction; activation of GTPase activity. The transcript is spliced from 26 exons. NCBI's taxonomy places the organism in Eukaryota, Metazoa, Chordata, Actinopteri, Cypriniformes, Xenocyprididae. Gene Ontology annotation, molecular function: GTPase activator activity.